GCGGGGCCUGGGGGCCGGGCGGCUGUUUCCUGUCCUGGUGCAUGGUGGUCGGACGAAGGAAUUGUUGGAAAAUUUUCUCGGAGCUUGCGGGAUCUUAGUUCUCUGACCAGGGAUUGAACCUGGGCCCCUGCAGUAGAAGCGCAGAAUUGUAACCACUGGACUGCCAGCCAGGGAAGUCCCAGUAGUGGACAUUCUGACAAGUGUGAGGUAGAAAAUGUUGUUAGCCCAAAUAAAUCGAGAUUCUCAGGGAAUGACAGAGUUUCCUGGAGGAGGAAUGGAGGCUCAACAUGUUACCCUGUGCCUGACAGAGGCAGUAACUGUGGCAGAUGGUGACAAUUUAGAAAAUAUGGAAGGUGUAAGCCUGCAAGCAGUAACACUUGCAGAUGGUUCUACUGCUUAUAUACAGCACAAUUCUAAAGAUGGAAAACUCAUAGAUGGUCAGGUCAUUCAGUUGGAGGAUGGUUCUGCUGCUUAUGUUCAACAUGUACCCAUACCUAAAAGUACAGGGGACAGUUUGCGUUUAGAGGAUGGGCAAGCAGUGCAGUUAGAAGAUGGAACUACAGCAUUUAUUCAUCAUACCUCCAAAGAUAGUUAUGACCAGAGUGCAUUACAGGCAGUUCAGCUGGAAGAUGGCACCACAGCUUACAUCCACCAUGCAGUGCAAGUCCCGCAGUCUGACACCAUCUUGGCAAUUCAGGCUGAUGGGACAGUGGCAGGUCUGCACACUGGGGAUGCCACGAUCGACCCUGACACCAUCAGUGCUUUGGAACAGUAUGCCGCAAAGGUGUCCAUUGAUGGAAGUGAAAGCGUAACAGGUUCAGGAAUGAUUGGAGAAAAUGAGCAAGAGAAGAAAAUGCAGGUUUGCACUUCAGAAUGGCACCUAAAACUCUUCCCAAAUGUGGGCCUGAACUUCCCUUUCUUUUUUAUGAUUGUCUUACAAGGACAUGCAACAAGAGUAACUGCUAAAUCUCAACAGAGUGGAGAGAAGGCCUUUCGAUGUGGCUAUGACGGAUGUGGAAAAUUAUAUACAACUGCUCAUCAUCUUAAGGUCCACGAGCGGUCACACACAGGAGACCGGCCUUAUCAGUGUGAGCAUGCAGGCUGUGGGAAAGCAUUUGCAACAGGUUAUGGAUUAAAAAGUCAUGUCAGAACUCAUACAGGAGAAAAGCCAUAUCGGUGUUCAGAAGAUAAUUGUACUAAAUCUUUCAAAACUUCAGGAGAUCUACAAAAACAUAUCAGAACUCAUACAGGAGAAAGACCCUUUAAAUGUCACUUUGAAGGCUGUGGUCGGUCUUUUACAACAUCAAAUAUCAGAAAAGUGCACAUUAGGACACACACAGGAGAAAGACCUUAUUACUGCACAGAACCAGGAUGUGGGAGGGCGUUUGCCAGUGCAACCAAUUAUAAAAACCACGUGAGGAUACACACAGGGGAAAAGCCAUAUGUUUGUACAGUCCCUGGGUGUGACAAAAGGUUCACAGAAUAUUCCAGUUUGUACAAACAUCAUGUUGUUCACACUCACUCCAAACCAUACAACUGUAACCACUGUGGGAAGACAUACAAGCAAAUCUCCACACUGGCCAUGCACAAACGGACGGCCCACAAUGACACUGAGCCCAUCGAGGAGGAGCAGGAAGCCUUCUUUGAGCCUCCCCCAGGUCAAAGUGAAGAUGUUCUUAAAGGGUCCCAGAUCACAUAUGUUACAGGUGUAGAAGGGGACGAUGUUGUGUCUACACAAGUAGCCACAGUAACCCAGUCUGGGUUGAGUCAACAGGUUACACUCAUAUCCCAGGAUGGGACUCAGCAUGUCAACAUAUCUCAAGCUGACAUGCAGGCCAUUGGCAAUACCAUCACAAUGGUAACACAGGACGGAACGCCCAUCACAGUACCUGCUCAUGAUGCAGUCAUCUCCUCAGCAGGAACACACUCUGUUGCUAUGGUUACCGCAGAGGGUACAGAAGGGCAGCAGGUUGCAAUUGUGGCUCAGGACUUGGCAGCAUUCCAUACUGCAUCAUCAGAAAUGGGGCACCAACAGCAUAGCCAUCACUUAGUAACCACAGAAACCAGACCUUUGACCUUAGUGGCAACAUCCAACGGCACCCAGAUUGCAGUUCAGCUUGGAGAACAGCCAUCUCUGGAAGAAGCCAUCAGAAUAGCAUCCAGGAUCCAACAAGGAGAAACACCAGGGUUGGACGAUUAAUCCUCAGAACAAUCAAUGAAGCAAUAAAGCAAGAGGAGCCUUUCAUCUUCAGGCAGCAGAGACGCAUGAAGCCUGGGCCGAGGAAAAUUAGAAAUUUUCCGUUCCCGAAACACUGUACACAUUUUUAUGCAAGAGUGGAGACCAUUUUAUUCUUGACACUUUUGUGUAUAUAACCCUUGGAAUAGAUUUCCCAAACUGAUUCAUUGUGUACAAGGAAGUAUGAAAUUAGGGCAAUACAGUAAAUUUUUGUUACUCUUUUAUCAGAUUGCAAACUCCUAGAGUCUACAUGUAAGACCAGUGAAGUCUUAUGGAGUCUUAUGAUGGAUUUUUAACUUAACUGUGAAAAAAUUAAAGGCUGUAUCUAAAAUGUCAAAGGUUCUAUACGUCAAACAAUCAUAAUUCCAAAAGCCAUCAUGGAUAAUAAAGAAUGUAAAGCCUUCAAAUAGUUCCCUCAACUAGUAGAGUGUCUGCAGUUUUUGUUCUACUGUAUCCUUGUCCAUUUUUAUUUGUAUCUCACGGUUUGAAGACUAUUCAUUAUAAUUUCCCAUCCCUGUUAAAUACCAGCUCCUCAAGCUGAAGUGCUAAUUAUAUUAGCAUUACAUUGGAUUAUGUAUAAAAUUAUAAAGUUUGGUUAUUUAAAAUUAAAACGUUAAAUCCAGUACUUCGGUUUUGUUAA
This is a messenger RNA of Hippopotamus amphibius kiboko, 2876 nucleotides long. It is a transcript of the gene ZNF143, whose product is annotated as zinc finger protein 143. Gene Ontology annotation, molecular function: RNA polymerase II cis-regulatory region sequence-specific DNA binding; DNA-binding transcription factor activity, RNA polymerase II-specific. The record is from RefSeq and is a predicted model, not a curated record. Gene Ontology annotation, cellular component: transcription regulator complex; nucleus; PcG protein complex. The transcript is spliced from 18 exons. NCBI's taxonomy places the organism in Eukaryota, Metazoa, Chordata, Mammalia, Artiodactyla, Hippopotamidae. Bases 215 to 2200 code for a protein of 661 amino acids. Gene Ontology annotation, biological process: central nervous system development; regulation of transcription by RNA polymerase II.